GGAACCGGAACCGGGAUCAGGAUUGCGAUCGGGACCGGCAUCACGAUCAGGAGAUCGGGGGACCGGGAUUGGCACAGCGACCGGAGAGGGGCAGCGCAGCCCGGCCGGCUCAGCCGGGGGCCGGUGGGAGCGGCCGGCAGCGGCUCGGGAAUGGGCCGGGCCGGGCCCCGGCGGCCCCCGGCACCCCCCCGCCGCUGCCGGGGCUGAGGUGCCGCCGGCCCGGCCCAGCCAUGGCCGCGUGCGGCUGUAACGCGCUGCUGGCCGCGGCCAGGGCCAGUUUCAGGGGCUCCCACCUCCUGGCGCACUCCAGCCCUCUGUACCCUCCAGCCGUUGCUCUUGUCCAGCUGGUGGAUUCCCAGUUAACCUGGACUUCCAGAGACUCCAAAAGCCAGCCCUGGGCACGCCACACCUGCCUGGGCGCUGCCCUGCCUCGUCCACGUGCCCACAGCCUGCACACCUCCACCAGCUCAUGGCAGCAGCUCCCAGAUGAACACCUGCCCCACCAAAACCCCAGGAACCAGGCAGCUAAACCUUCUAAAAUUCUGACAAAGCAGAUCGUAGGGGCUCCUGGAGGAAAAAAGUCCUUGCGACAGAAAGUUGUGGAUGAGCUGAAGCAUUACUACAAUGGAUUCCACCUGCUCUGGACUGACACCAAGGUGGCUGCCAGGAUGGUGUGGAGGCUGCUCCACGGGCAGGUGCUCACCAGGAGGGAGAGGCGAAGGCUGCUGAGAACUUGUGCAGAUCUCUUCCGGCUGGUUCCCUUCCUGGUGUUUGUCAUUGUCCCCUUCAUGGAGUUUCUGCUACCUGUGUUCCUGAAGAUCUUCCCUCAAAUGCUGCCCUCAACAUUUGAGACGGAGUCAAAAAAGGAAGAAAAGCUGAAGAAGAAAUUAAAUGCAAGGCUGGAGUUGGCCAAGUUCCUGCGGGAGACCAUUGCAGAGAUGGCCAAGAGGAACAAAGCAGACACAGGACAAGGGAAGCAAUUCUUUUACCUGCACGAGACCCGCCACCGUGGCCACCAGCCCAGCACGCAGGAGGUGGUGCGCUUCUCCAAGCUCUUCGAGGACGAGCUGACCCUGGAGCACCUGGAGAGGCCCCAGCUGGUGGCUCUGUGCAAGCUGCUGGAGCUGCAGCCCCUGGGCACCAACAACCUGCUGCGCUUCCAGCUGCUGAUGCGGCUGCGCAGCAUCAAGGCCGACGACGAGAUGAUUGUCAAGGAAGGGGUCGGUGGCCUGAGCGUGUUGGAGCUGCAGAGUGCCUGCAGGGCCAGAGGGAUGCGCUCAGUGGGGCUCUCUGAGGAGCAGCUGAAGGAGCAGCUUGGGCAGUGGCUGGAUCUGCAUUUAAAGGAGAACGUUCCUUCUUCUCUCCUCCUGCUUUCCCGUGCCUUGUACUUAAUAGACUUAAGGCCACAAUCUGUUUCCACUCCACAGAAUAAGAAUGAAGAAUUUGUGUCCCAGCCAACAGAGAAAUUGCCAUUCUCAGAAGCAUCAGUGAAGCCUCCCCCACGAGAGACCAAAAUGGAAGCAUCCCAGAGCAGCAAGGCUGGUGCCAAUGGAGCCUAACCUGGAGCCAGCACUGGGAGGAAGCAGCUUCCAUCCCCACACCUCCUGCAAAGGGAGCAGGCAUUUCCCAGGAGGCUGCUCUACACAACAAGGCAAUUGCCCUCAGGGGCCUCUCUCUCUGUCCCAAGCUUGUUAGCAACUAGGCCAUUGUUGUCUGAAUGGCCCCAGACAUCUCUUUCGUGCUGGAUCCUUGCCCUGCUACUUUUAACUUAUGGUGUAAAUAUGUUAAUAAUGGUGCUGCUGUCUGUGCUGUUCCUGAGCAGGUGUUUGUGCUUAGCAAAGGCAGCUUUUCAUGUCAGAACAGGCUGGUCUGGGAGUCCAGCAAAGCCUAUUCUGAGUGUUAAAUCCUCUGCAGGAACAUCCCCCCACAUCCAGGGCCAGCAGCUUGUCCUGGGUGUCACAGCUCAGGCUCUUGGUCCUAAUUAGGGUGUUGUAACCAGUGACCAGCCCACAAGGACCCAUGUGGCCACAGUUUUACUGAGGAGGGUAAGCACAGGGAGGAGCUGUGGUAGAAGUGAUCAGAAGGAUUUCAGACCUUGCUGGACAGGAACAGAGCAGUGACAGGAACAGCCUCCCCCUGGAAGUGUUGCUUGCCCAGUGAGAGCUGUGCAGGUGCCACACACUGUGACAGAAUCAGACUUGCACUUUCAGGAUCCCUCUGGGCCACGUGAGGGAGCAGCCAGGGACCUGCACACCUUUCCCAAGCGUGGAGAUUUGGUUAAUCCUUACCAGGCUCAGAAUACACUCCAGGUGCUCUCCAUACUUCACAAAGUGACUCCUCACACACUUCAGUGAUGACUCAGUUUUUGCCAGAUUCUCAGAGGACACUGAAAAGCUGUUUUUAGCAUUUGUUAAAUUUUUUACUCUGUCUUAUGUAAAUGCUGAGAAAUUACUUACAUUAUGGAUUUUAAAUAUGUAUAUUUAUACUUACUGUAAAGUUAGAUUUGGUGCUAAGUAGGAAUGAAAUGUCUCUUCCAGAGGUCAGACAGCUUUUAGAACAACCCGACUUAAAGCCAGUUCUCCAAGGUCAGGUGUGAGCAGCACUUUAAACCUGAGGCCUCAGGCUCCUACAGCAUUGCAGAGCUGUCAGGAGUUUUGUGUCUUUAGCUCUGUACCUGAACCUCUCCUUGUUCACCCAGCCCACCUGCAGUUCUGGACCUUGUCUAAUAAACGGGAGCAAAUGUUAUUUCAAUAAAAUAACACCUUUGCUGUGGA
Molecule: messenger RNA, 2774 nt
Organism: Oenanthe melanoleuca
Lineage: Eukaryota; Metazoa; Chordata; Aves; Passeriformes; Muscicapidae
Product: LETM1 domain-containing protein LETM2, mitochondrial-like
Exons: 9
Coding region: 231-1559 (442 amino acids)
Biological process (GO): intracellular monoatomic cation homeostasis
Cellular component (GO): mitochondrial inner membrane
Molecular function (GO): ribosome binding
Source: RefSeq, a predicted model, not a curated record